CGGGGCGAGAGCGCGGACGGGCGCGGGGGCGCGCGGCGGGCGGGCGCGGGGCCCGGGCUCGAUCCCCGGCGGCCCUCUGCUCCGCGGCAUGCCGGUCGCUGCGCUCUGUCGGUGAGCUGGACAGAGCCUGACCCUGGCGGGCCCUUGCUGGCCUGAAGUCGUCUCUGGUUCAAAAGCGGCUUCCUCGAAGAGGAGGAGGCCUUUCCGGCCUUAAAACAUGCUGUGUUCCUUUCUUUGUUCCUGCCGGUGGUGCCGGUCCGAGACCGCUCUGCUGGCGGGGGGUUUCUGUGGGUCGAGCACGUGAAUGAGGAUGUGUACUUCUGUCUUAUAAAUGUGAAAUGUGUGAUGAGUUUCCAGCAUUUUAAUAAGCAGAUUAAAAUGAGCAUUAUUCAUGAUGCAUGACAGGACAGGAUAGUCUCAUUUGGUGCCUUUUAGUCAGCAAAUGUAUGGACGCUUUUUAAUGCAUCUUUUUCAUAUUACUUUUAAAAAAUUGAGAAAUGUUGCUGUAAGGCGUUACAGUAUAUCAGUACUGUCUUUCCUUAAAAUAUUUUGUUCCAAGUGAAGAAUUUAAACUUACCCGGAGAGUUUUCUCAUCUGGCUCCUGAUAACUUGUCUUUCUCUUGCUUUUAUUCCUAGUGUGUCCUGGAGAUAACAGUUCUGUAUAGAGGACUGUCUUUCACCUGUACCCUGAAUGUAAACAGAACAGUGGACGCCUUUGCUGACUUGCAGAGGUUGUGGUCACAGGCUCUGAGGCCAACUGCAUAGGUCCAGGCCCCAGCUCUGACCCUUCCUGGCAUUGUGAGUUUGAGGAAGCGUGGAACUGUAGGAUGAAAAUGCAAGUUGUCCCUUCCACAGAUACAUUGAGAGCUGCUGUGGCAGAGAGAGGUGCAGUGUUGCACAGGAAAUUGCCUCGGUGAAGCCGGUGAAGUUAAAGGAGUCAAAUUCUACAAUCCUGGGUCCCCACCAUUAAGCCUGCUCAUGUGAGCUAAGAGAGGAGUUCCUGGAGCCAGAAAUCACUCACAGUGUAGAAGUCCUAGCCAAGAACUCACCCCAGAGUUUUGGGGCAGAGGCAGAAGAGACCAGAAUAGAACAGAUCUCACACUUGUGAAUCCUCUUCCACAGGCAACAGAAAAUGACCACAGUACAGGAAUCGUUCUCCUUUGAAGAUUUGUCUGUGGCCUUCACCCAAAAGGAAUGGCUAUUGCUGGGUCCCCAUCAGAAGGACUUGUACAAGGACGUCAUGCUGGAGAACUACAGCAUCCUAGUGUCACUGGGCUAUGAAGUUGUGAAACCAGAUGUCAUCUUCAAGUUGGAGCAGGGCGAAGAGCCGUGGGUGGUAGAUGGAGACACUGCACAUCCAGACUCUCCAGAAGUCUGGCAAGUAGGUGGUCACAUGAUGUGGCACCAGGAUGACCAAGACAAGCUUAAAAAUGUGAAAAGAGGUCAUGAAUGGGAUGCAUUUGGAAAACAUUUCAAUCCAAGCAUGAACUUUGUUCCUUUAAGUAAAUCAAACAAUGGAAGUGACUUAGAUGGAUUGAUUUUAAGACAUCAUUUAGAUUUGCUUAUUCCAAAAGCAGAUUAUGGAAGAAUGGAAUCAGAUGACUUUCACGUAUUUGAUAAAUUGUUUCUCAACACUGAACCUGAGGAAGCUGAUUCUUGGUUGAAAUACUAUGAAUGUGAUAAAUGUGGUAAUGAUAGCUUUAAAAAGUCGCAGAUUGUCAUUUUCCAUAGAACUCGUUUAGGGGAGAAACUCUAUGAAUGCAGUGAAUGUAGGAGACGCUUCAGUAAAAAAUCCAGCCUCAUUAAACAUCAGAGCAGACACGUAAGAGAGACUGCCUACGGCUGUGCUGACUGCGGCAAGACCUCUCCCCAGAAGGCACAGUUUGCCACACAUCACAGAACCAGUACAGGAGAAAAACCUUACGGCUGCGGCCAGUGUGGGAAAGCCUUCUCCCAGAAGUCUCAGCUCACGUCCCACCAGAGGACACACACAGGAGAGAAGCCCUACGAGUGUGGCAAGUGCGGGAAAGCGUUCUCCCGGAAGUCGCACCUCAUCUCUCACUGGAGGACACACACGGGAGAGAAGCCCUAUGGGUGCAGUGAGUGUGGGCGGGCCUUCAGCGAAAAGUCGAACCUCAUCAACCACCAGAGGAUCCAUACGGGAGAGAAGCCCUUCGGAUGCAGGGAAUGUGGGAGAGCCUUCAGCAGGAAGUCGCAGCUGGUCACCCAUCACAGGACUCACACGGGAACCAAGCCCUACGGGUGUGCUGAUUGCAGGAAGGCGUUCUUUGAGAAAUCAGAACUCAUCAGACAUCAGACUGUGCACACUGGAGAGAAACCCUAUGAAUGCAGUGAAUGUAGGAAAGCCUUUCGAGAGAGGUCAAGCCUCAUUAACCAUCAGAGAACCCAUACUGGAGAGAAGCCACAUGGAUGCAUCCAGUGUGGGAAAGCCUUCUCCCAGAAGUCACACCUCAUGUCACACCAGAUGACACACACAGGGGAGAAACCUUUUGCAUGCAGUAAAUGUGGGAAAGCCUUCAGCAGGAAAUCCCAGCUCGUUAGGCACCAGAGGACUCAUACUGGAGAAAAGCCCUAUGAGUGCAGUGAAUGUGGGAAAGCCUUCAGUGAAAAGUUAAGUCUCACCAAUCAUCAGAGAAUUCAUACUGGAGAAAAGCCGUACGUGUGCAGCGACUGUGGGAAAGCCUUUUGUCAGAAGUCCCAUCUCAUUUCACAUCAGAGGACACACACAGGAGAGAAGCCCUACGAGUGCACAGAAUGUGGGAAAGCCUUCGGUGAGAAGUCCAGUCUUGCAACUCACCAGAGAACUCACACGGGAGAGAAGCCCUACGAGUGCAGAGACUGCGAAAAGGCCUUCUCCCAGAAGUCCCAGCUGAACACGCACCAGCGAACUCACACAGGAGAGAAGCCCUAUGCGUGCAGUCUCUGUACAAGAGCGUUCUUUGAGAAAUCCGAGCUAAUCAGACAUCAGAGAACUCACACAGGAGAGAAGCCUUACGAAUGCAGCGACUGUGGAAAAGCCUUCAGGGAGAAGUCCAGUCUCAUUAACCACCAGAGAAUACACACAGGAGAGAAGCCCUUCGAGUGCAGGGAAUGUGGCAAAGCCUUCUCUCGGAAGUCACACCUCGUCCCACAUCAGAGGACACACACGGGUGAGAAGCCCUACGGAUGCACUGAAUGUAGGAAAGCCUUCUCUCAGAAGUCACAGCUUGUUAAUCAUCAGCGAAUCCACACGGGAGAGAAGCCUUACCAGUGCAGUCAGUGUGGGAAGGCCUUCCCACAGAAGUCCCAGCUCAUUAAUCAUCAGAGAACUCACACAGUGAGGAUGACCUAGGUGUGCCCCUGCCCCACUGUGACUUUUUUACAGAUCUCACCUCAUUGCACUUCAGAAAAUGCAGUUAUGGUGAUUUUUCAGAUGACAGGCACAUCACAUUAUGCAUCAGAGUGUUCCUUCAGAUCAGAACUCUGUAAACGAAGCCACGUAGGGAAAGGCCUCAGCAGGAGGCAGGCGAGCGUGCUUGCACACCAGCCUUCAUGGAGCAGAAUGCACCUACGAAUGCAGUGAGUCCCGAACAGUGGUCAAGCCUUGUGCAGUGGAAAAUCCCAGCCAGGGAAAUCCCAUGAUAUCAGAAAGCCUUCCAGAGGUCAGAUCUCAUCAGCUGUUGAACAGUCCACUGGGGAUGAGUGAUGACUCCCAGAGUACAGCAAGCGAGGCGGCACUUUUAUGGAGGAACAAGAGCUUGUUGUGCAUGAGAAUAUGCCCCCAGGAGUGGAUUUCUGUGACAUCACUGUCUAUGGGACACGCACCCACACAGUGUGUACUUUAGAGAGUCCGUGUUGUAGAUAAGCCCAAGAAUGACCUUGGAAACGUGCGCCCUUGGAGUAAUGCUGUUAUGAAACCUCACACUUAACGACAUGGGAAUGAACAGUCCCAGUUCUAAGUGGAUGACAGGUGUUUCCUCUGAAGUAGGAAGUUUUAAAAAUAUGUGAAUAAAUUGAAUCAUUGAAACAUCUGAACAGUAGGUUUCUUAGUGGUGUUUAUGACUCAUUGUCCUCUGUCAUGUGACACUUUGUAGUUGGGCAUUGCAGGUAGUCGUUUUAUGUAAUUGGAAGCAUGAAGCAUACAUAGCUUAUAGUGCCUCUAAUGUGUGUCAAGACACUACAUAUCCCUGGCUUUUUUUUCUGAAUACUGUGAAAAGGAUAACUGAUUUAACAUGGCUUUUUGCUAGAAUCAAUAGAUUAGGCAAUAAUAAUACUUUUUUUUUUUUACUGUUUGUUGGCAUCUACAGGGAUCUGUUGUUAAUAUUGACCUUCCUCUUCAGUAACAAGUGGAUAUUUCAUUAGUCUCCAGUGCCCUCAUUAUCAUAUGAAAUCCCGUCAGUGCACAUGCAGAGGCAGCAACCAAGAGUAGCAAUAGUGAUACAAGAUACUGAAGAAAGGGUGGUGAGCUGUAGUCCUAGGCACGCAGACUCCUGAAGGAAGGCUGUGCCUCAGGCUCUGCCCGUGCUAGUGGGAUGCCACCCUUCUUCCUGCUUAGUGCUGCAAAACCCAGGCUCAGCUUGCCUUCAGCCUGCUGUGAGGAAACAUGGCUGCUCUGCCGCGGCUGUGCUUGGUGUUUCACAGGACACCUCGUAAGGUGCUUGGCUGGGGCUGUCCCUCAUGGUGGAGCGCUUGCCUACUGGGUUCGACCCUCAGCACCACAUACAGUAAAUGCAUAAAAAAUGCCAUGUCCAUUUACAGCUAAAGAAGUAUUUUUAAAAAAUUAGUUGGAAAAUCAAUUAUUUAAGUCAGAGUUGAGAAGAUGUAAAAUACAAAGAAUUUUGUGGUGAAAUAUUCUGUAACGUUCAGGGAAGCCGCCUUUGCCUUCCUGCAUGUUUCUGUGACUACUGGAAAAGUAUCAGGAAACAGGAUUUCUGUGGCUUCUGCAUCUGCCAUACUUGUGUUUCUCCUUCUUUCACCAGCGCUGAUAUUUCUGUGGGAACUUCCUGUGGGAAUUUGGCAUCCCUUAGCUAAAUUGGAAUUUGUAGUGCAUUCUCUUUGUAAUGUUCAAAAAAGUCUGAACAUGGAGCUUGAUUCCAAACUUGGGAAAUUCAAGACUUCUCUUACACAGAAAUUGUUUUAUCAGUAUAGUUUAUGUGCUUUCAAUUCUAAUCAUAUUUUUUUUUAAUUACCAAUUUUGCAAUGUGGUUGGGAAGUUAAGACAUUAGAUAAAUGAGAGUAAAUUUCUAAACCAACAUAACAGAAUUUCAACAUCCAAAUAGUCCCCACUCUUUUCUCAUAGUAAUUUUUUGUUUGUUUGUUUUUUGGUGAUGCUGGGGAUUGAAACACAAGGCCUUUGGCAUGCGAGGCAGAUGUUCUUUCAUUCAGCUAUACUGACCUCAGUCCCUCUCAUAUAUGUGUG
Molecule: messenger RNA, 5419 nt
Organism: Sciurus carolinensis (gray squirrel)
Lineage: Eukaryota; Metazoa; Chordata; Mammalia; Rodentia; Sciuridae
Gene: Znf84
Product: zinc finger protein 84
Exons: 6
Coding region: 1133-3352 (739 amino acids)
Biological process (GO): regulation of transcription by RNA polymerase II
Molecular function (GO): DNA-binding transcription factor activity; RNA polymerase II cis-regulatory region sequence-specific DNA binding
Source: RefSeq, a predicted model, not a curated record